AUGCAGUACAGUUGGCUGCCGCAGGAGCGACGUCAGGUGACGAUAAGGGAGAAGCCACCAUUGGUUAUUUCCCUGCAGCGUUAUGGGCGUCUCCAAUGGAAUGCCAAUCAGUUGGCGCGGGAGAAGCAACUGCACAGGCAGCAACAACAACAAAGGUACGAGGAGCAACUGCGACUGGGCGGCGAGGAGCUACUGCGUCAAUUUGCCGGACGUAAACUGUGCCGGACACAGCAGGAGCAAUGCUUCAGUGCACAGCGGAGGCAGAAGCAGGAACAAGAGCAGACUAAACAAAGUUCACAGGAGGCAAGUCUCGCCGAGCAACGGGAGGAACAAAGGCGACAACGGGAACGCAUUGAGAAGGCACAGCAGCUGUUGGAGCAACUGCGUCCGGGACCACGAGAACUGCUCUGUGCCAAGCUGCAGAGCGAGGUGAUGCGUGGCGUCAACGUCCAGAGGCAACUGCAGUCGCAGAUUGCGGCAGCAGCGGAGCAACAACGAACGCUGGACAAGCGCAUCUAUGGCGAGCAGGUGCUCAAUGGCCUGGAGGAGGCGCAAAUGCGUCACUGCGAACAACGCCGCCAGCUGGGCGAGCACAAACGAGACUUGCUCCAGUCCAUAAAGCAGCGUCAAGAGGAACGCAAUGCAGCCAAGGCGAAGGAAUUGGAGAUUGCACAGCAGGAACGUCAGAGGAAUGAGCAACAGCUCAAGGAGCAACUGGACAAAGAACGUGCCGCUCAAGCGCACAAGUUGCAACAGCGACGGGAGCAUGCUCUCGCCGCCUUGGAGGCCACCGAGCAGCGUCAGCAGCGUCUCCAAAUGCUGGAGGAGGUGGAGCAGAUGCAGUGCGACGUGCACAACGAGGCCAAGGCCAAGCUGGACAGCCUGAAGAUCGACCAGGCCAGGCAGCGUGUCCAGCGACGUCUGCAGCGCAAUGAACAGCUGGCCAAGGAGCUGGCGCCACGAUUGCAUUACAGCGCUGGCGAGGAUCAGGCGCGACAUGUGCGUCAGUUGGAUGAGAUGCGACGGGCGCACAGCGUCGAGCAGCAAACACGUCGCCAGCGACUGGAAAAGGUCAAAUCAGAGCGUCUAGCGAUGCAACGAGCGGAGCAGCAGCAGGCGGAGCUGGCCAAGGAAAAAGCUAAAAACGAACGACGUGAGGAUGUGGAAAGACGACUCCAAAACGAGCUCAUCCAUGUGCAGUUCAAGCGACAACAGCGUCAGGAGCAAUUGCGUCGUCAACACGAACUACGCGCUCAACUGGACAAGCAACAACAACAGCUGCUCGAGGAACAGGCUCGUCCUGACACCAACUACAACCGCCUGGCGCAACUGGAGUGUCUGCGGGAGGAUGCCUUCUUCGUGGACUACGCCCACAGGCUCAUGGCUGAGGCCCACAACAAGAAUUGCCCCCUUAAGCCCUUCUGGCGGGUUGUUGAACAAUACAAGAGAGAGAAUCGCAUUGGUGCCGAGAUUCAAAUCCCGCCGCAUCUCAUCACCAAGCUGACCAUGGGACGACGCACCAAAGGCGACAGUCUGGCGGAGAAAGAGCAGCAGGAGAAGCAGAAGAACACGGAAGGAGAGGGUAAAGAUCAACCUCCAAAUGAGGAAGAGAAAUACAUGAAGAACAUCAAAGAGAAUCUCAAGAAAAUUGAAGCACUCGUGCUGGCAGAAGCGAAGCAGAAAGCAGAGACGGUAGAAAAAUAGGAGGAAGAGAAUGGGAGAAAACACUGAAAGCUCUAAAAUACACAGUCAAUCUUCCCUAAAGUCAACUUUAUUAAAG
Drosophila innubila is the source of this 1780-nucleotide messenger RNA. Its product is annotated as trichohyalin. The transcript has a single exon. The record is from RefSeq and is a predicted model, not a curated record. Bases 1 to 1704 code for a protein of 567 amino acids. NCBI's taxonomy places the organism in Eukaryota, Metazoa, Arthropoda, Insecta, Diptera, Drosophilidae.